This is a messenger RNA of Diorhabda sublineata, 421 nucleotides long. RefSeq names its product 40S ribosomal protein S27-like. Lineage: Eukaryota; Metazoa; Arthropoda; Insecta; Coleoptera; Chrysomelidae. Gene Ontology annotation, biological process: translation; ribosomal small subunit assembly. Gene Ontology annotation, molecular function: RNA binding; structural constituent of ribosome. Gene Ontology annotation, cellular component: ribosome; cytosolic small ribosomal subunit. Bases 111 to 365 code for a protein of 84 amino acids. The transcript has 3 exons. The record is from RefSeq and is a predicted model, not a curated record.
AUUCCUCAAUUCUGUCAAAUAUCAUAUCCUUUUACAUGGUUGAUAGCCGAAAGUAACACGUGCUGCUGAAGUAAUUUUUGUGAAAUAUAGUCGUUAAAAAAGUUAAUAAGAUGCCUUUAGCUGUCGACUUAUUGCAUCCUUCUGCCGAAAAACAGAGGCGAUCACACAAAUUGAAAAGGUUGGUUCAGCAUCCAAAUAGUUACUUUAUGGAUGUGAAGUGUCCAGGCUGCUACGCAAUUUCAACUAUUUUCUCGCAUGCCCAGUCUGCUGUACCCUGCAAAGGUUGUUCUACAAUCCUCUGCACAUCUACUGGAGGCAAGGCGAGACUUACAGAAGGUUGCAGUUUCAGGCGUAAACAGCAUUAAAUUUUAAAUGUGACUGUAACUAUAUUGUUUUCUAAUAAAUUUAAUUAAUAAAGUAA